Scatophagus argus is the source of this 4739-nucleotide messenger RNA. RefSeq names its product tachykinin receptor 1a (gene tacr1a). NCBI's taxonomy places the organism in Eukaryota, Metazoa, Chordata, Actinopteri, Scatophagidae. Gene Ontology annotation, biological process: positive regulation of flagellated sperm motility; G protein-coupled receptor signaling pathway. The transcript is spliced from 5 exons. The coding region runs from base 526 to 1818 and encodes 430 amino acids. Gene Ontology annotation, molecular function: substance P receptor activity. The record is from RefSeq and is a predicted model, not a curated record. Gene Ontology annotation, cellular component: plasma membrane; sperm midpiece.
GCAUGAUAAUCCUGUUGGCUACCCCACGCGGUCUGAGUCGGAUGGAAUAAAUUACUUACCUGGGUUCAUCCAUAAUCAUAAUUACAGAGACUGCCUAUUGGACGGGCGCGCAGUGGUUCGCUCCAUAAACUGGUGUGCACCCGCUCGGUUUGAGCAGAGGAGCAGGAGGAGAGCACAGAGCCGCUGAGGGACAGAGGACAGAGCGCAGAGACGUGUGGCCAGCUUGGAGAACGCGGGAAAGGCGCGUUUUCCAUUUUACGCGCAGCGAAAUCUGUUAACGAUUAACAGUUAGUGAUAGAUUGCUAUCGAAAUGUUCACAUAACAUACUUAAACUGAAUUCCUGAAUUUGUUCAUUCCAAACCAGUGACGUCUUUAAGUGAACAUUCCGCAGACCAUUCACUUCAAACGGAGAAGCUUUUCUUAAACUUCUGAUUGUUCACUCACCGAGAUAUUUAACUUUGAUAUGUAGUGAAUUAAGUUUAUAGCCAGUGGUUUUAGUGUGACCCUCGGUCUUUAACAGCGAGCAUGGAUCCUUUAUUUAAUACCACCGACAUGCCAAAUUGGACCACCGGCUCCAACGACACCAGUAACGGGACUGAAUACCGGAACCAGUUUGUGCAGCCAGUCUGGAGAAUUGUCCUCUGGGCCAUUGCGUACAGCUGUAUAGUUAUAGUCUCCGUGGUAGGCAAUCUUACAGUGAUCUGGAUUAUCAUGGCGCAUAAACGCAUGAGGACGGUCACUAACUAUUUUCUGCUGAACCUGGCGUUCGCCGAAGCCUCCAUGUCCGCCUUCAACACGGUGAUCAACUUCACAUACGCCGUUCACAACGAGUGGUACUUCGGACUGGUCUACUGCCGCUUUCACAACUUCUUUCCGAUCGCGGCUGUCUUCGCCAGCAUCUACUCAAUGACUGCCAUCGCUGUGGACAGGUACAUGGCCAUCAUCCACCCUCUGCAGCAGCGCAUGUCAUCUACAGAGACCAAGGUGGUAGUUGGAGUGAUCUGGGUGCUGGCUCUGCUCUUGGCCUUCCCUCAGUACUACUACUCCACCACAGACCAGCUCCCCGGAAGGGUGGUGUGCUACAUUGACUGGCCCGAAUACACUGUGUGUGACUUCAAAAAGAUGUACUUUGUGUGUGUGACCAUCCUGCUCUACUUCCUUCCUCUGCUGGUGAUGGGUUGUGCUUAUCUGGUUGUGGGACUGACCCUGUGGGCCAGUGAGAUCCCUGGAGACUCUUCAGACCGCUAUAAGGAACAGCUGACUGCCAAACGCAAGGUGGUGAAGAUGAUGAUUGUGGUGGUGUGUACAUUUGCCAUCUGCUGGCUGCCCUUCCAUGUCUACUUCCUGCUGCACCAAUUCUUUCCUGAAAUGUUUGAAGAAAGGUUCAUCCAACAGGUUUACCUGGCCAUCAUGUGGCUGGCCAUGAGCUCCACCAUGUACAAUCCCAUCAUCUACUGCUGCCUCAACGACAGGUUUCGAGCUGGUUUUAAACAAGCCUUCCACUUCUGCCCCUGUGUCCCUCGAGGCUCUUACGAAGGCUUGGAACUCAAGUCCACUCGCUACCUUCAGACCCAGACAAGCGUUUACAAGGCCAGCCGAAUGGAGACUACCGUGUCUACUGUUCUCCAGGUUGGGGAUGACAUGGAGCAGCCCAAGGUCAAGGUGAUAGCAGGUCCUGGGCCUGGUGGUGCUGCAGUUGGAGCAAGACCACAUAGCUCCUCCCUGGAUCUCACCUCAAAUGGGUCAUCAUCCCGAAGUGUCUCCAAAACAGUAUCAGAGACAUCCAGCUUCUACUCCAGUAACAACCUGCAGGAAUAGAACUCAAGCACAGGUAGCGUUUUGCUGGACAGCAGGGAGAGAGAGUGAGUUGACUGUUCACAUAGCUGCUUUUGCCUGUGUGUAUUCCUGCAAAAGUACAGCGUGAAUGUGUGAGUUUAUCUGUCAGUAGCCGUGGCUGAGCUUUUGAUGAAUACAUUUCCAGUGUGCUCAAUGGAAUGUCAUGUUAGGUAAUUUGCAAGUGAGACAAAGUCCCUGGUCACUGAGCGCUGUCUUUACUCGCAAUGCCCUUGUACAAAGUGCUCAUGUCAUUCACAGUUAAUGAUCAGCUUCUGUUAGAAAGGUUUGCUUGGUGCCAUGAAGUGAUGAUGAGUGCUUCAAUGACAUGAGCAAUUUCCAGUUCAAAAGCCAAACUGAAACAGACGGUAGCGCCUCUAAUCUUCACAGCGUUCACUUGUCACACCAAAAUUCAGUGCAGAAUGAAUGUUCACACUUCCGCAAUCACACAAUCUGUGUGACUUCACACAGUCUAUUUUGGAGCAGUGUUAUAACAUGAGACCAGCAUGCUGUGAACACAGCAGCUCUUUAUUUUAACAGUGGUGUUCUCUGUGAAGAGACAGUGCUCGAAGACCUCAGGAUUUUAGAAAACUCUCCCCUCCAUUAGUGGAGAAAACCUGGUUUUCACAGAAACCCUCCCCCAGAAGAUAAAUGUUGAAAACACAGGCAGAUGUGUGGUUUCAGCUGAAAGGCUUUCCCAGAAGAGGUGAUGGAGAAAAGAAAAACAACAAAGCAUAAACUCUCAACAUUGUAUGUGUUAGUGUGUGCAUGCUUGUGCAUGUGUGCGUGAGCUGAUCAGAAUGCCAACUCUAUCUCCCUGAGCAGGAGCAAUCCAAUGCACAAGAUGAGUGCCUGUCUGGCUGAAGGAACGCUUUACAGAUUCCCUGCAGGUCUGGCUGAAAAUUUCUGCCAAUCUCCUGAAAAACAGACAGUGUCUAGUUCAGUUUUCAUUUGGCUAAACAUUGAAUUCAACAGCUGGGGGCGUCUUCUCUGAAACUUAGAAGGUGCUUGAAAUGCUGAAGAGGCAAUAGGAAACCUCAAGUGAAAACUAAAAUCCAAAUUGCCCAGUAUGAGGCCUCAGUCCCUUAGGUAGUCUUUCCUAAACUCAAAUAACACUAAUGUGUAGCUUAGAAAUUGAUCUGCAAUGCAAAGCAGAUGAAACCUUCCAGUUUUCCAUAGAAUCAGUGCAGUUUUACAGUAAUAGCUGUUCCCUCAGCUCCACCUUUCUCAGACACAUGACAUUGGAUCAUGAUCUGAAUGCAAGGCACCACUUUCAAACUGUGAAAUAUUUAUGUAAUUCUCAUUAGCUGCUCUUCCCUUCCACCUGGCAGAUAACAUGCACUCUCUCUCUGUCUUAAUGCGAUUUGGCUGGAUUACAUUUAACACUAAACCUAUGUACCUUCAGUACACGCUUACAUUUCUUGUUGCUUGUUUCAUUUGUGUGUAUUUUCUUGGUAUUUGUACUUAUACUUUAAAAUAUCAGCAUUUUAUAUGCUGUCGCGUCAUCCAAAUGUAAUCCAGUCAUGAAAGAUGCAUGUUAAUAUCAGGUUUAAAGGGCUUCAUAGACAUUGCAGCCUAGAAUGUGUACAGGCAUCCUGUUAGCUGUAGUUCACUAAUGUGCAGUGAUGUGCCUUGCUGCGUAGCAUAAUGUCUGUAAAAGGGCAAGAGGAGCAGAGACACUCUGCUGGGGUUCAGGAAGAGGAAGGUUAGGUAACAGGGGCUACGGAAGCCCACUGGGACAAAUUGUCUUAACCCCCCACAGUGGUAAGCACACACAUACACACACAAAUGAAAUGACAAGCUUGGUCUGGGCUUUAAAAGAAAACCAGGUAAUAACUGUCUCGCAGUAUUCUUUGCUGAACUGUCAGUUCUGCAGUGGCAAGUAAGUUUAUUCGUCUCAGCAAUUCACUUCAUAUCAUAAUAAUCAAAUUUUAAGUUUCAUUUGGAAGAUUUCAUACAUUGUUGUUGUUUUUUUUCCUCUUUUUUUUGGAUAAUUUCUCAAAGGAAGUUGAAUUAAUGGUUCAAAGCCAGAAUGUGUUCCUACAAAUAUCCUGGGGUGUACUGACUGGUUAACUCCUCAUUAUUAACAUAUUUGCAGAACAAACUCAGGACACACACAAAGCAAGAAAGAGGACACAAUUUUGACAAGGCUUAGUGAAGUAUUUAAGUCUAAAGAAAAAUAUUGCAGUCAUUGAAAGGCUUUGGAAGUCAAAUUAUCAGAUGUAUCUUGUAAAAAAUAUAAGUCAGUCUUUGGUUAAAUCAUGUAUAAAAUUUAUAUUUUUUGCAGUGUGCGUACAAAGAGUAAUCACCUGUUGACACCCAUCAUCCUAUUUCACAUUCACACACAGACACAACCAAUGGUGCCCCCCUCAUGACUCCUGGUUUAUUCUCAUCACACAAAAGCUGUUGUUACAAAUUCCAGUGUCAGCAGACAUGAAACCGAGGAGCAGAUGUGAUGCAACAUGACUGUAUUGGAAUCACAGUGACUUUCAGUAAUAUAUCGCUGUAUACACCAAGUACAAAGCUAACAAAACUUUGUCUAGGUGACAUGGAAGCAUAACUAACAGUGAAGUACGAACAUGGCGCAAAAUGAGGGGCAUACGACAGAUGUUGGAGACAGCAUUUCAAAAAUGAUCAUCAACGGCGCUGACAUUCCACUUUUUCAUCUUAGCUGUUUACUCUUGUAUCUAUGUGUCUCUAAAGCAACUUACAAUAGCCUACUGGCACAUCCAAGUUGAAAUCUUGGUGCGGUAGUUGACGCUGUCACCUCAAAGCAAGAAGGUUUCAGGUUCGAGUCUGAGCCCUUCUGUGUGGAGUUUGCAUGUUCUCCCUGUGCCUGCGUGGGUUUUCUCCGGGUACUCCGGCUUCCUCCCACAAUACCAAAAACAUGCACAUUAGGUUAAUUG